This is a messenger RNA of Syngnathus typhle (broad-nosed pipefish), 1797 nucleotides long. RefSeq names its product coiled-coil domain containing 3b (gene ccdc3b). The record is from RefSeq and is a predicted model, not a curated record. Gene Ontology annotation, cellular component: extracellular region. The coding region runs from base 247 to 1050 and encodes 267 amino acids. NCBI's taxonomy places the organism in Eukaryota, Metazoa, Chordata, Actinopteri, Syngnathiformes, Syngnathidae. Gene Ontology annotation, biological process: negative regulation of gene expression. The transcript has 3 exons.
AUUGUGUUGCUGCAGAUUAGAGGAGGCUGAUCCUCCUCCUUCAAAAUUACAGGUAUCACUUCUGCAGGCGGGAGACUGCAGAAGCACAACCGUGGAGUUAACGCUUGUUUUAUUUUCCCCUCCACGUAUAAACCACUUGGAUGAAUCGUUGAAAUAGAUUGUGUCCACAGCGUGAGCGCACUGCCCUUCCCCUGCAACUUCCAUCAAUCACCAGUUCACUCCACUUCGCAAAAUUCGCGUGGGACCAUGUGGAUUAUCGUGUUUUUUCUCCUGACUGCAGCCGAUGGGUGCCAGCUGCCCCACGACUGGAGACCCCAGACGGAGGCGUGCCGUGCCGAGCUGGCCGAGAUCAUCGUGUUCGCAAAGGUGCUGGGUCUGCACAAGGAGCCGUACAACUAUCUGCCGUGGCAGAGCCACACCGAUCUGCUCUACUUCGCCGAGAUCGAGCUGCUGUGUGACCAGGCGUGGGGAAGCAUGCUGGAGGUCCCCGCGGGCUCCAGGUUUAACAUCACCGGCCUGGGGUACUUCUCCUGCUUCUCCUACAGUGUCACCCCAAACAACAAUUAUUACUUCUUCCUAAAGAUGGAUGAAAACUACAAUAUGGUGCCCCAUGGAGUGAACUUUCAGGAUGCCAUUUUCCCAGACACGGCAGACAACCAUCGAACGUUUGCUAGCCUGUUCCAGUUUGCCAAUUGCACACCUGGAACUCAAGUCCACAGCUACACACCCGAGUGGGAGGCUCAGGAAGAUAGCAGGUUGUUGUGUUCCACGGUGCAGAAGGCUCUAUUCGAGGAGGAGGAGAAAGUGAGCACGCUCUCAGAGAAGGUGCGCUUGCUGGAGAAGGCCAACGGCCAUCUUAGGGAGAAGGUGAAGACCAUGAAACGUCUUCUGCGCCAGGCCCAACGCGAGACGGCCAAGGAGCAACAAACGCUCAACUUCAAGCAGCUGUAUGAGUCCAAGACUUCCCGGACACACCCACAUCAGGACACCGCCCAGGACCGGAAGGAGCCUCCCCUCAAGAGGGUGCUGUCAAAAAAGUUAAAGAAGUAAAGCUAACUUGAAUGUAAUCUGGCUAAAGCUGAUGCAGCUUUCAUUACAUUAUCCAUUUUCAUCUGCUUAUUCUAUUAAAAAAAAUCUCAGAUUUAAGCGCUUCAUGGACAAACAGUCUUAAAAUAUUUCAAAUGAGCAAUGACAUAAUGUAUAAUUUCCACACAGCCCCAAAGAGCCACAUAUGAUGGUGGGAGCAGUGUUGACAUUUUUUUUUUUGACUGCAUCAUCCAAACUAUUAGUCAGAGUAGCAUCACAUAAAAUCAAGAGCCUCUGAUGUGCAGUGACAAAUUCAAGUUUGGAAAUACUGUCAAACGUGUUUACUCAAGUAAAUGCAUUUGGUCAUGACUGUAUGCUGGUCAUGCAAAUUAGUUGCAUUGUUGAAUAGAAAAAAAAAGUUGUGAUGUUUGGAAGUAUACGUUGAGAGGAGCCCAUGUGACGCUUUGUUUUCUUUUAUUACUUAUUUUAUUUUUGAAACUAUUUAUAUUGAAAACAUAUAAGGAAGCAUUUGUACCUUUUUGUACUCAAAUAUUUCGUGGCCAUUUUGUUUUUUGAAAAGUGCUGAGCACUUAUUAAUUUGAAACAGUGGUCAAAGAUCUGCUUUUUUUUUCCAAGUCACAAAUUACAGUUUGUCAUUUAAAAUGUAAAUUUUUCUUUUCAAUUUUGUUUUGUGCUUGGCUUUUAUCGCCAGCAUAAUUAUUUGAGCACCCUGCUUUGAAUGUUAAAAUGAAUAAAUCAGCUUUAACGUCA